UCUCUCGGUGACCAACACAAGACGUGAGAGAAGAAAGCGCGAGACAGGAAGAGAAAACAAUGUGUGGCGGCGCCAUCCUAGCGCAGCUGAUCCCGCCGUCGGCGGGCCGUCCGUCGAAGCAGGCGGCAGCGGGCGGCCGGGCCCCGCCCACGAGCUCCAAGAAGGGCGGCGUGAGCAAGAGCCGCCACAGCAGCACCCCAGAUGCCGACGACGACGUCUUCGAGGCCGCCUUCGAGGACUUCGAUGACCACUUCGACCUGCGGGCGGAGGAGGACGGCGGCGACGACCAUGUCGUCUUUGCAUCCAAGCCUGCCUUCUCUCCACGUCCGGCCUACGACGGUGGCCGCGCGGCGCAUGCGGCGAGCAGGAAGAAGCGCACCGGCCACCUCCAUGGCAUCCGGCAGCGGCCGUGGGGCAAGUGGGCGGCGGAGAUCCGCGACCCGCACAAGGGCACCCGCGUCUGGCUCGGCACGUUCGACACGGCCGAUGAUGCCGCCCGGGCCUACGACGUCGCCGCCCGUCGCCUCCGUGGCAGCAAGGCCAAGGUCAACUUCCCCGACGCGGCCAGGACCGGGGCUCGCCCGCGCCGCGCCAGCCGUAGAACCGCGCAGAAACCGCAAUGCCCCCCUGCGCGGACGACGGCGUACUCUGCCACCGCAGCAGCACGCGCACAGCCGGAGCAGGACGCUAUGAUGGUCAAACCCGAGCUGAUGGAGUUUUUCAACGUGGACGCCAUCGUCCACCUGACCACUGCCGUCGCCGCGCUACCGCCUGUCACGGCGAGCACCUUCGCCGACACGAUGCCGAGGGUCGACGAGGACUCUUCUGUGGGGAGCGGCGGCGGCGCCAUGCUGGGGUUCGCCGACGAGCUUGGGUUCGAUCCGUUCAUGAUGUUCCAGCUACCCUGCUCGGACAUGUACGAAUCCGCCGACAGCAUCUUCGCCGGAGACGCUGUCAUCCCGGAUGCCCUCAGCGUGGACAGUGGCAUGGACGCCGUCAGCCUCUGGAGCUUCGACGAGUUCCCCAUGGACAGCGCCAUUUUCUGACGCUUUCCGUGUGAUGCACUGCACUCUGUUGGUUGUAAGAAUCUCCACCUGGCCUCUACGUAGUUCCUUGUAAAUGCCCGCGCACAGAACCUUGCUCAGACCAGAUUCUGUUUCUUGGCCAGGAACGAAAGGAAGGGUUGCUGCCGAUGCAUGAUUGCUUCCUCGAUGAACGCAGAUUCGAAAUGUAUUCUACUGUUUGAGUUUCUUGUUCGUCACACACUGUACCAAACUGUAUUGUACCCUAUCAUAAUUUCUGCUCGGUACCUCUCUGUACUGCUGGUACCAAACUGUAUUGUACUCUGUCAUGAUCUGUACUAGUCUUUGGUACUGCUGGUCAAUAGUCCUACGAAUUGAUCAUGUCGGCAGUGCCGUCUAUGAUUGUGCCUGUGGUUGUUAAUCCCAAAUAAGCUCGUGAACCUGGCUAUCUUGUGUGUAUGAGUCACCAACUCAUCCUGUCAUCUUGAGUUGGAUUAUGUAAUAAAGGUUGUAAUUUGCUGAAUUCA
This is a messenger RNA of Hordeum vulgare subsp. vulgare (domesticated barley), 1549 nucleotides long. Its product is annotated as ethylene-responsive transcription factor 1-like. The coding region runs from base 60 to 1046 and encodes 328 amino acids. The transcript has 2 exons. Gene Ontology annotation, biological process: ethylene-activated signaling pathway; regulation of DNA-templated transcription. Gene Ontology annotation, molecular function: DNA-binding transcription factor activity; DNA binding. The record is from RefSeq and is a predicted model, not a curated record. Lineage: Eukaryota; Viridiplantae; Streptophyta; Magnoliopsida; Poales; Poaceae.